Molecule: messenger RNA, 402 nt
Organism: Merops nubicus (carmine bee-eater)
Lineage: Eukaryota; Metazoa; Chordata; Aves; Coraciiformes; Meropidae
Product: lysyl oxidase homolog 2-like
Exons: 4
Biological process (GO): peptidyl-lysine oxidation
Molecular function (GO): copper ion binding; protein-lysine 6-oxidase activity
Source: RefSeq, a predicted model, not a curated record
AACCUCAACGGGACCAAGGUGGCUGAAGGACACAAGGCCAGCUUCUGCCUGGAGGACACGGAAUGUGAAGCAGACGUGCAGAAGCAGUACGAGUGUGCCAAUUUUGGAGAGCAGGGGAUCACAGUGGGCUGCUGGGACGUGUACCGCCACGACAUCGACUGCCAGUGGAUCGACGUCACCGACGUCCCACCAGGAGACUACCUCUUCCAGGUUGUCAUCAACCCAAACUAUGAAGUGGCUGAGUCUGAUUACUCCAACAACGUGAUGAAGUGCAGGAGCCGCUACGACGGGCAGCGCAUCUGGAUGUACAACUGCCACAUAGGUGGCUCCUUCAGCGAGGAAACGGAGCAGAAGUUUGAUCACUUCACUGGACUCACAAAUAACAAGGUGUCCACCCGAUAG